This is a messenger RNA of Cherax quadricarinatus, 273 nucleotides long. The record is from RefSeq and is a predicted model, not a curated record. NCBI's taxonomy places the organism in Eukaryota, Metazoa, Arthropoda, Malacostraca, Decapoda, Parastacidae.
AUGGCGACAACAUCUCAGAAGCACACGCUCUUUGUUGCUGAGCCUAUGGGAGAUAAGCCUGUGACAGAACUGGCUGGUAUUGGAGAAGUUCUGGGCAGGAGACUAGAGAAUCGAGGCUUUGAUAAAGCUUAUGUAGUUCUUGGUCAGUUUCUUGUUCUCAAGAAGAAUAGAGAGUUAUUUUUAGAGUGGUUGCAGGACUUGGUGGCAGCCAAUUCCAACCAAGCAUCAGAGUGUUAUCAGUGUCUUGCUGACUGGUGCAGCGAGUUUCUGUAA